AGCAAAAUGUUUGCAAGCAGCCUAGCAUAUUCCUUACUUAGCGUUACUAACUGUCGCUUUAAGUAACAACGACGUUUACAGAAUGUAAAUCGUUACUAUAUGAGGUGUUGCUAAUCUUACUUUUUCUAAUGAAUAGGGAAACAUUCAGGUGAAUUAUCCUCUGCGGGGCUAAAAAUAGACACUCGCCAAAUUAGACUGUGAUUGAGCUGCUGUAGCUAACGUGAGCUAACAGCUGCCAGGCUCUGUAACACUAGCUUCUAGUUUAGGAACAGUUCCAGCGGAAAAAUGGCUGAGGCAGUUGCAAAUGUGGCCCGGAGGGUUAAUGCAACCGUAGAGGAGGGGAAAGAUACACUGGACCUGUCAAACUGCAAGCUCAUUAACUUCCCAGACGGUGUGUUCAAGAUCCUCAAGAGUGUCUCAGACAACAUCCGCGUUAUCACACUGGCUGACAAUGAGAUGAAGUCCAUUUCCAGCAAACUCUUUUCAACCUUCACUCAGCUGAGAGAACUGGACGUGCGAGGAAAUGUUCUCACCAAACUGCCUGACAUCGUGGGAGAAAUGGAGCAUUUAACCUCCAUCAAUCUGGCUGAUAACAGCUUCUCCAUCUUCCCCGAUAAGCUGAGUGAAAUAGCCACGCUGGAGAGGAUUAACCUGGAGGGGAAUGGCAUCACAGAAAUACCAGUGGAGAAGUUGAGUGACAUGCCGGCACUGAAGUGGCUGAACGUGAAGUCAAACCCUUUGGACUCAAACACUCAGUCGGCUCUGCAAUCUCCACACAAUUUUGAAACCGAGUGCUGAAAUAUGUCAUUCAUUUAUAUGUACCCACCCAUGGUCUGCAUGCUGUGUGCCUUUUAGCUACUUCAGUCGGAUGCUUUGGUGUGACUCAGAGACGAGGAAACAUACUUGAAGAUAUCGAACUGAAGAUUUCAAAAUGGUUUACAAGUAACAAAGAAACCGGAGGUGUUUUAUUAAAGAUGUCGUCCUCCUUAAAUAAGGUUUUCAGUUCUGCUGAUGACUUCACCCUGCGGCCUCUACUUUGUCCUCUUUUUAUGAACUACAAAGAGAUGAAAUCAAUCCAUUUAUAUGCCAAUUCAUUCAUAGAUAAAUAAUAACUUAUUUAUUCCUUUUGAGAGCAUAAAAAAUGUUUUUUUCAAUUAAAAAUGAUGCACUGGAAUCUCUGCAGUCUUGCGUCAUUAUUUUUCACUGAAUGACAGUUAUUCAUAUUCACGUUGGACCAAUUUUUCAGAAGUGUGUCCUGACGUAAAGUUCAGCUAUACUGUUUAUUUAGGACGGCUGCUGAUGAUAGUGUUAAUUUUCAAC
Molecule: messenger RNA, 1320 nt
Organism: Anarrhichthys ocellatus (wolf-eel)
Lineage: Eukaryota; Metazoa; Chordata; Actinopteri; Perciformes; Anarhichadidae
Gene: lrrc20
Product: leucine rich repeat containing 20
Exons: 5
Coding region: 286-798 (170 amino acids)
Cellular component (GO): cytoplasm
Molecular function (GO): protein binding
Source: RefSeq, a predicted model, not a curated record